This is a messenger RNA of Parascedosporium putredinis, 2247 nucleotides long. Lineage: Eukaryota; Fungi; Ascomycota; Sordariomycetes; Microascales; Microascaceae. The record is from the annotation of a GenBank genome assembly.
AUGAAGUUCUCACAUAGUAUCCAGUUCAAUGCGGUGCCAGACUGGAGUGCCCACUACCUCGCCUACAGUAAUCUCAAGAAACUGAUCUACCAGCUCGAGAAGGAUGUCCACGAUGCCGCCGCCGCCGCCGCCGCUACUGAUGCCGAAUCAAGACCCCUUGUCGGUGGGGCCGAAGACUCUGAAGCUCUCUUCCAGCGCGCCCUAGUACCCGAGCUCCGCAAGAUGUCCUCCUUUUAUGCCUCCAAAGAGGCUGAGCUCACAGAGGAAGUAGACAAGCUGCUCUGGGAGGUGGGCCAGUUCGAUGUAAGCAGCGAGUCCGACAAUACUCGCCGGUAUAGCGUCCACAGCCAGGAUUCAGACAACGCUGAGGACAGCGACGAGGAAGACGAAACGGCCGCCCUGACAAGGAGCGCCUCCGGCCGACGAAAGUCUGCGCACAGCAUCCAGACGGGAGCCAUGACGGGGUCCGCUGAUUUCGGGAGGGCCCUUCGCCGGCAGCAGAGCACACUGAAGCGCGUCACCGCCCUGUACGUUCAGCUGUGCGAGCUCAAAUCGUAUAUCCAACUCAACAAGACAGGUUUCGGCAAGAUCCUCAAGAAAUUUGACAAGAUCCUACACAAAGAGCUACGCACCCGUUUCAUGGAAGAAUCCGUUCUCCACGCGUACCCGUUCAAGCCGGAGACCCUUCGGGCCCUAGAAGGAAGGAUUGAAAGAUGGAGCAGGCAAGCUGCCCGCCUUGGAAGGGUUAUCCUCGGGACCGAGCAUGACGCCGUUCUCCAGGGCGAUGACGACAAGCUUCCGGCGAUUAAAGAGGUGUCGACUCCGUUUGGUCACAUCUGGCUUCCCGUGUGGCUGGCGAAUAGCGCUAUGCUAACGCUUCUGGCCAUCAUUGGCAUUUUCUUUGCCGUCUUGAUGCUACCCAUCAUGGAGAAGCCCGAGCAGCAAAACUGCUUGGCUCUGCUGGUUUUUGUCAGUUUGCUUUGGGCCACCGAGGAAACUAACACGAGUUCUUUCAACAGGCGAUUCCCCUCUUCGUCACCUCGCUCAUCAUCCCAUUCCUCUGUGUCGUGCUACGCGUCGCGCACUCCGAGACCCCCGAAGGAGCGUCUCGACUCCAAGGCCGCUGCCAAGUACAUCUUUGCGGCCAUGUGGACGCCCGUCAUCAUGCUCCUGCUCGGUGGUUUUACUCUCGCCGCAGCCUUGUCCAAGUGCAGGAUCGACAAGUACCUCGCGACCUUUGUGCUCAGCAAGGCCGGGACGACACCUCGAGUAGUUUUGCUCGCUGUCAUGUUCGUGGCCGCCUUCGCCAGCAUGCUCAUUAGCAACGUCGCCGCCCCGGUCUUGUGUUUCUCUAUUGUUGAGUCGGUCAUUCUCGGAAUCGCCCUUGCGUCCAAUAUCGGUGGCAUGCUCUCGCCGAUUGCCUCGCCUCAAAAUGUCGUUGCGAUGGGAAUCAUGAACCCGGCCCCGACCUGGCCCCAGUGGUUCUUCAUUGUCAUCCCGGUCGGUGUCGUGUCCAUCUUUCUGAUAUGGCUUCUCCUGCUUCUCUUCUUCCGACCUGGCCGCGGUACGACGCUUGCGCCCAUUCGCUCGAUGAAGGAGACGUUUACCGGUGUGCAAUGGUUUGUGUGCGUCGUCGCCGUCUCCACGAUUGGUCUUUGGUGCGCUAGCAAGUCGCUUGAAUCCACCUUUGGAGACAUGGGCGUGAUCGCCAUCAUUCCCAUGGCGCUAUUCUUUGGCAGUGGUGUCUUGACAAAGGAAGACUUCAAUAACUUCCCGUGGACCAUCAUCAUUCUUGCCGCUGGCGGUCUAUCUCUCGGGAAGGCUGUCGACUCUUCGGGUCUCCUUCAUACCGUUGGCAGAAUCGUAACGGCACAUGUAGAGGGCAUGAGCCUCUACUCUAUCCUCGUCAUUUUCUCCUGCCUCAUCAUCACCAUUGCCACCUUUAUCAGCCACACCGUUGCCGCCCUGAUCCUCCUGCCGCUCGUUCAUAGCGUCGGAGAGGGCAUGGAGGUUCCCGCGCCGAAUAUUCUCGUCAUGGCCGGUGUCCUCAUGUGCAGCGCAGCCAUGGGUCUUCCUACCAGCGGAUUCCCGAACAUGACUGCUAUCAUGAAGGAGGACCCCACCGGCAGGAGGUACCUGACCGUCAAGCACUUCAUCAGCGCCGGUAUCCCCAGCAGUAUCCUCACUCUUGCUGUUUCCGUCACGCUUGGCUACCUAGUCAUGUCGGCUGUCCGCCUAGAUCGAUAA